GAAUCGAUUCUCAACGAGAAGGAGAAGCAAUUGAUUCGCUUGAAGAUCGAGGAGAACCGCCGGAAGCGAAAGCUCAGUGAAGAGACAAUGAAGGUGACGCUCGACUCCUGGGGCAACUCGUCGCCCGACUCCGGCAUAUUCAUGGGCACAGACACCAUGGACCACAACUCGGUGGACACCUACCGGAGCAACUCGAUCAGCGACUCGGAGCGCGACAUCAAGGAAGUGAUCCAACGGUGCAUCAAAUACGAGGACCAACUGAAUAGCAUAUCGGAGGACGUCUACGAGACUGCGGUGGAACUGGAGUUCUCUCUACUGCCGAUUGCCCGGCCCCUCACCGACUACCGCAACAACUUCAACGAACUCGAGGGCUAUAAGCUAACGGAGCUGUUUAGCGCCAUUUCCCUCAUACGGGAGCCGACGACCGCCAAACGGGUGGUUGAAGUUGUCGUAUAUCCCCAACAAAUGAUGGGUAACCUGGCGGCCAGGUUUGAGCGCGAGAUCAAGAAAGUGGUCUAUUUUAUCAAGAAUUUAACCGGUUUUCGCGAUGUCUGCGAGAAUGAUCAGAUAGCCCUGGUCAAGUACGGCGCCAUUGAGGUGCUCAACAUGCGCUCAAUUGUCUACUUUAACCGAGAGAAAGAUCGCUUUGAAUGUCCAAUUUCGGAUGAAAGUAAGGUGAUCAUGAAACUGGAUGUGAUGAAGCAACAAGUUACUCCUAUAUACAUGGCGUAUAAAAGUUAUUUUGAUCACAUGUGCCCGGAGUGGGACUCCGAUCCCGUAAUCAUUGACCUGUUGUCCGCUAUAUUGAUGUUUAAUCCCAACCGUCCCGGAUUGACCCAUAAGGAUGUGGUUAAGUUCCAGCAGAAAACAUACAUGUAUUUACUGCAACGGUAUCUGCUAUUGAGAUAUCGAUCGGAAUGCGAGUCUAAGUCCAAGUUCUUGAGACUAAUCAAUAUCUUAAAGGACGUCCACAUGACGGCCCGGUGUACCCGACAGGAGGGCAAAAAUAAUGGCGACAGGAAUCGACCCUUUCUUAAGGAGCUCUUCGAGGAGACCCACGAUAGUGCCGAGGAUGUUGUCAAUGAUAAUAUCACUGACGACACCACUACCCUACCAGCACAUCAGUCAGACAUACCACUCAGAUGAUCAGGGCGAUGCUCAUUACCUAC
This is a messenger RNA of Oppiella nova, 1169 nucleotides long. The record is from the annotation of a GenBank genome assembly. Lineage: Eukaryota; Metazoa; Arthropoda; Arachnida; Sarcoptiformes; Oppiidae.